Molecule: messenger RNA, 2654 nt
Organism: Xiphias gladius (swordfish)
Lineage: Eukaryota; Metazoa; Chordata; Actinopteri; Istiophoriformes; Xiphiidae
Gene: atf4a
Product: activating transcription factor 4a
Exons: 4
Coding region: 417-1793 (458 amino acids)
Biological process (GO): regulation of transcription by RNA polymerase II
Cellular component (GO): nucleus; ATF4-CREB1 transcription factor complex; ATF1-ATF4 transcription factor complex
Molecular function (GO): DNA-binding transcription activator activity, RNA polymerase II-specific; RNA polymerase II transcription regulatory region sequence-specific DNA binding
Source: RefSeq, a predicted model, not a curated record
GAACCGCCGCCGCGAAGCCACACCCGCGGAGGAAUCCGACCGGGCGGUGCUUCGGCUCUUUAUAAAGCGGAGCCACUCCCCUGGGCUCGUUCUUCGUUUUCCACAACAGCGAAAGUAACGAACGGAACCUGUCGUUAGCUGUCCCGCGCGAAAAAAAAAAGAAAAGAAAAAAAAAAAAAAGGAAAAGAAAAAUGGCAGUCUGAAGGCGUGCGGCGGCGAUCCUUGCAGCGGCAACAACCCGGCAGUGCAACGGCUAAGUGCACUGGCUAUUUCUGGCAAAAUGGCGUCUCUCUCGGCAACCACCCUCAGCUUUGCUGCCGUCGACAGCAGUACCAAACCCCUCGACUUGUUAACGUCAUUGGACUCGCCUUUGUUUUUAUUCACCCUUUCACGGCUACCACUGACCAGCAGCAGCCAUGACACUUUCCCAGCUGGCCUUGGAGGACGUGGAGGCCCUGUACUUAGGGCCCUCAUUUCUGACGGCUGACCCCAUGGGGCCCCUUCUGGACCAAGAUGAAGAAGAAGCUCUUUCUCCCUCCUCCUCUCUAGAGGGGAAGGCGCCAGCUUCGCCCCCCCUCUCUUUCUCCUACACAUCCUCCCUGUCUCCCUACCACACCAUGUCUUCCUCCCCACUCCCUUGUGCCUCCCCACCCCCCUCUCCUCCUCCUCCUACCCAUCCCUCCACGUUCCUGGGAACCAAGGCCGGAGCGGACUUACUGUCCCUCCCCUGGCUGGGUGCCAGCGACCUGCUCGACGCCCAUGUUGGAGCAGACAAUGGCAAAGCAGAUGAUGCCUUCACAGGCAUGGAUUGGAUGUCAGAGAAAAUUGACCUGAGUGAAUUUGACCUGGAUUCCCUCAUUGGUUCCUGCUCAUCUGAUGAUUCUCCCAGCUCCCCCGAGGAUCUCCUGGCAUCACUCGACUCCCACAUGGAUCUGGAUCUAGACUCCUUCGACACAACCCUCCCCACCUCGCCCAACAGCCUGGAGCUAGGUCUGUCACUGCCCAGUAUCCCCUCCCUCCCUCUGGAGCUCCCGCUUCCUGGGGCAGCUGAGGCCAAGAAGACAGAGAUGGCUCCUGAUCAGGAGGUUGUUAUGAAGUCUGAGCCUCUCUCCCCUGCUCCCUCUCUGUCGCCACCCUCUCCAGCCUACACAUUGGAGCUAGGAAGUGAAGUAGAUGUGCUAGAUGCAGAGAAAAUGGCCACAUCCCUCACUGCCACCAUCAUCCCAGAUCUCAGUGGAAGCAUUCAGACCACCAGCCCCAUCGUGCUUACCCUUCCUACCUCUAGUCACCUUGUGGUGGUGUUCCCCAACAAAGAUGAACCUUCCCUCGUAUCUCUGCCUGACCUGUCCAUUAAAAGCUCUCCUCCAUCAAGCGACGAUGACGAUUCUGGAAUCGAGUCGGUUGCUAGCUCACCACCUCGCCUCCCCUCUCCCCCUCCCAUCCCCUCCUCUACAGCUGGUUCCUCAUGGACCAAACCCUACUCAAAACCGGAGCCCACUACCGCUUCCUUCCCCUCGGCCAAGGUUUCCAGGGUCAAAUCGGUGUCUGGUGCUCCCAAGGUUGUCGAGAAGAAAUUGAAGAAGAUGGAGCAAAACAAGACGGCAGCCACUCGCUACCGGCAGAAGAAGAGGUUUGAGCAGGAGCUGCUGAACACAGAGUGCGAAGAGCUGGAGAAGAGGAAUCAAGAGUUGACAGAGAAGGCGGAGUCCAUCAGCCGAGAGAUUCAGUAUCUUAAGGAUCUGAUGGAGGAAGUUCGUAAGCACCGCCGCGGCAAGACCAGCUCAGUGGCUUAAAUACCAGAAUGUUUGUGUGGUACAGUCUUGCUGUUGCAGAGUAGUGAUGGGGUUGUUUCUGUUCCAAGGCUCACAUGCUAUAACAAAGAAAUCCAUUUUUAGUAUAAGCAGUGUAUGGUUUAAGAGAUUAAAGAAAAAUGGCAUGUGAGGGUGGAUGUAUGAAACUCACCGCUGAACAAAGCAGAGGGAAUGGCUGAUUGAAAAGUGAAGAGCCUCUGGAAGUUAAUGAGAUUAUUAGUGUAGAGCAGGGGGCUGGGAGGUAGUCAGGUGAAGCAUCUGUACAUGCUUGUCUCUCAGCCCCCUGUUAGAUUCCCAUGUGUACUCACUGUCUUACUAGCAAUACUUGUACAAAAAGGCAGGGUGUAUAUUCGUCUUUGUAGACUAGGCAUGCAAAAAGUGAGUCACCGUAGCUCCCGAUGAGUGUUGUAGACCUUUUUAACCCAUUGACGAGAUAUUCCCUCACACUCCCAGCAUCAGUUCAUAGCCUGACCUCAGCACAGCUUCGAUAAAAUAACUCCCGUGUCAGCAAAGAGAGACCACUUCUACCUUGUAGUUCUUUUUAACCCAGUGCCACCCCAUUUUGAUCUUCCUCUUAACAGCUUCAAGUCCAGAAAGGGGCCUCAGCCUAUUUAUGAAUUCUUGAUGUUACACUGUCAACAUGUUUUUGUUUUGUUUUGUCAUUUGUUUUUUUUGUUUUGUAUAUAGUUUUCUUCUCCUUUGCUUGCCGAUUGUGGCUUCCGUAAUUUAAUGCAGGAUAAAACUUGAUAAUAUCUCAAGUAGCUCAGUCUCUUACCACAGGUAUUUGGCUUGUAAAAAUGCUUUGCUCCCCUUUUUUUCUAAUAAAUAUCUAUCAGUACUCAA